AUGGCAUGUGGAAAUGGUCUCAACCGGGAUCUAAGUGAGGAUAUAUUACGAAAGCAAGCACAGACUGAAAAAGUGGGCAACUUUGAGAAAUAUGCCAAAGCUGCAAACAGAUUACCUUUCUGUGCAGAACAGAUGAGGCUUCAAAUGAAAAUCACAGAAAUGAGAGAAGCAAGGGGCAGAGAUACUAGGGAGAGAGCCCAGCUCCUGACGAGGCAGAUGCGUCAGGUGCGGCUGUGGAAGCACACCGGAGCAGCGUGGAGGGACUGGGAGAGAGCACCUUACAGAACACUGGUGCCAUCUGACGAAGUAGCUAUUAGUUACAGGCAUGGUCUUCCUGUAAUGACUCUUAUGCUGCCCACAAGAAGUGAACGCUGCCAGUUCACUAUUAAGCCAAUAUUCCUGCAGGAUGUGCAGAGAGAAGAUAAAGGAGUUGAAAGGGCGGAAAUCUUUGCAACAGAUGGUUGCAAGGUCUGUGGUGCAACCUCGAUGGAGAUCUUAUUGAGGAAUGACUUCACACUUGUUAUCAACAACACAGCAUAUUGUGUGUCACCUCCUGUGAAAGAUAAGCUGAGUAGUGAGCAUGCUACUGAAAUGGAAGAUAUCAAAUCCUUGGUUCACAGACUGUAUGUGGCUCUACAUUUAGAAGAUCACCACGUCAGGAAAGAGAGAGAAUUGCUACGGAAACUGGACCAUCUGAAAGAAGAGCUGUUGCCUCUUGAACAGAUGAAAGCCAAUAUUGCAAUCAAUGCAAAUGCAAAGACCACCAGGCUUCUAUGGAUUGGCCUAGCUUUGAUGUCAACUCAGGGGGGAGCAUUGGCAUGGCUUACAUGGUGGGUCUAUUCAUGGGACAUCAUGGAGCCAGUCACAUACUUCAUCACUUAUGGGAGUGCCAUGGCUUUCUAUGCCUACUUUAUUCUUACUAAACAGGACUACAUUUACUCUGAUGCAAGAGACAGGCAGUUCCUCCACUACUUCUACCGGAAAUGCAAAAAGCAGCAUUUUAAUGUGGACCGAUACAACAAGCUCAAAGAAGACAUAGCAGAGGCAGAAGAAUCGCUGAGGCGCCUGCGCCAAACUCUGCAACUGAAGCUCCCGUUCCAGGAAAUCAAGGACAAGGACUGACUUCGGUUUUGUAUAUAUUAGAAUUGCUCUUUCAAAGCUGAUACGAACACUUAGUUGUUCUACAGAAACUGGAUAUUUUUGACCACUAUAGUUUUAAAAGUUGCAAUAAAUACGUAUAAAA
This is a messenger RNA of Nestor notabilis (Kea), 1243 nucleotides long. RefSeq names its product coiled-coil domain containing 109B (gene MCUB). The record is from RefSeq and is a predicted model, not a curated record. Gene Ontology annotation, biological process: mitochondrial calcium ion homeostasis; calcium import into the mitochondrion. Gene Ontology annotation, cellular component: uniplex complex; mitochondrial inner membrane. Gene Ontology annotation, molecular function: calcium channel inhibitor activity. NCBI's taxonomy places the organism in Eukaryota, Metazoa, Chordata, Aves, Psittaciformes, Psittacidae.